Messenger RNA from Arachis stenosperma, 528 nucleotides. RefSeq names its product protein FAR1-RELATED SEQUENCE 5-like. NCBI's taxonomy places the organism in Eukaryota, Viridiplantae, Streptophyta, Magnoliopsida, Fabales, Fabaceae. The coding region runs from base 1 to 528 and encodes 175 amino acids. The transcript has a single exon. The record is from RefSeq and is a predicted model, not a curated record.
AUGUGUAACGCAACGUGUGGAAGGUCAGGACCAUCUUCAAUUAGCACAAACCACGAGCUUGCUCCGGCCAUGUUUUACCACCUCCUGCCUUGCCAUCCGAAGAUGAGUAGUGGUGACAAAGCGCAAGUUGAUAGCAUGAAGCAGUUUGGAAUACCAACGUCGAAGACAAUGGCUUACAUGGCUGGUCAAUCUGGAGGGUAUGGAAUGUUGCAAUUUACAAAGGGUGAUUUGUAUAAUUACGUACAUGAGCAAAGACUUGCCCGAGUCAAUGAUGGCGAUGCUGCUGCAACGAUCAGUUACUUGGAGGGCAAGGCCAAUCCCAACAUGAUGACGGUCGCACGUUACAUCCGAACUGCCGAUAAUCGACUGGGGAGCCUUUUCUGGGCCGAUGGUGAGAUGAUGUCAGAUUAUAAGAUAUUUGGUGAUGUUCUGGCUUUUGAUUCGACGUAUCGGUCUAAUAAGUACAAGAAACCGCUUGUAGUGUUCUCCGGGUCAAAUCACCACAAACAACCAACCAUUUUUGGAUGA